This is a messenger RNA of Notechis scutatus (mainland tiger snake), 2628 nucleotides long. RefSeq names its product mitochondrial carrier 1 (gene MTCH1). Gene Ontology annotation, cellular component: mitochondrion; membrane. NCBI's taxonomy places the organism in Eukaryota, Metazoa, Chordata, Lepidosauria, Squamata, Elapidae. The record is from RefSeq and is a predicted model, not a curated record. Gene Ontology annotation, biological process: positive regulation of apoptotic process.
UCCUGGUUGGAUGCGGGCGGGGGUGGGGGGGAGAUGGCUGACAUUCCUGUGGGUCCUGGGAUUACUCCCGCCGUCGGACCGAGAAUGGGACCCGGUCCGGCAGAAGGCGCGGACGCUCUUUUCGUCGCCCUGAGCGCUGGUUUCACGGUCCUCAGCCACCCGCUGCUCUACGUGAAGCUUCUGGUGCAGGUUGGGCAUGAACCUCUACCUCCAACUGUUGGGAGAAAUUUACUGGGGAGGAAAGUAUUAUACCUUCCUGGAUUUUUUACGUAUGCCAGGCACAUUGUGGAAGUGGAUGGGAAGAUGGGUCUUUUCCGUGGUCUUUCUCCUCGUAUCAUCUCUAGCGUUUUAUCUACCAUAAACCGAGAACAAGUGAAGAAGGCCUUCCCUCUAGAAGAUAUGGAGCAUGUUUCCAAUAAGGAUGAUAUGAAGACAUCUCUCAGGAAAGUGACAAAAGAGACUUGCCAUGAGAUGAUGAUGCAAUGUGUAUCCCGAAUUAUUUCUCACCCACUUCAUGUAAUAUCUAUGCGCUGUAUGGUCCAGUUCGUAGGACGAGAAGUUAAGUACAGCAAUAUAUUUAGUUCAGUCAAGACAAUUUGGAAAGAAGAAGGACUCUUGGGAUUCUUUGUAGGUUUAGUUCCUCAUGUCCUAGGUGAUCUUAUUUUUCUGUGGUGUUGCAACCUUCUGGCUCAUUUUAUCAACACUUACGCUGUGGAUGACAAUUUCAACCAAGCUUCUGUCAUUCGGAGCUACACUAAGUUUGUGAUGGGGAUUGCCGUGAGCAUGUUGACAUACCCUUUUCUUCUUGUGGGUGAUCUCAUGGCAGUGAACAACUGUGGGUUACUUGCUGGGCUUCCUCCAUAUGUACCUGUGUUUUCUUCUUGGAUUCAUUGUUGGAGACACCUUAGUGCUCAGGGGCAGCUCUUCAGAGGUUCCAGCCUACUUUUUCGUAGAGCAUCCACACCAGCAACUUUUUUUGUUGACUAAUGUGAUAGACAGAAGCAAACUUAGAUCCUUGUAGAAGAGACUCUAAAACACCUUGUUUUUACCAUUCUUUUUCAUUUGUAAAAUGAAAGGCUUUCAGCAGUAAGAACAGCUGAUUUCAGAAAGCUUGACAACAAAAUGUUCAGAUAUUUCUGGCUAGAUCUUGCCUGCCAGAUGAAGGGAACAGUGCUGGUCAGGCCUUAGAUCAAAGGGGCAGCCUGAAUAAUGAUAACUUUUCAGGUUUUCAGGCAUAGUCAUGGUUUUGCAGGAUAUAAGAAGCUGAUUUACCUUUUUCCCUAAAUAAGAUCUAAGAUGGAAUGCAGAUUUCCCCGUUUAGUACCAUUAGAGAAAACAGCUUAAACUUUAUCUCUUUAUCAGUUUUGGUUUUUUGCCAUGUAAUUUAGUCUACAUAUUAAAUCCAACCGAUGUUGGAAUACAUUUCAUUCCUAACAUUUAGCAAAACCACAAACACCCUUAAUACUGAAUUUUUUAAUCAUGACAUGUAUAAACCUGAUUGUUUAGAUUUUGUAAUAUCUCUAGGCAGCUUAUUGAACAUCAUCUAUUUUUAAGUUAAAUAUUUGACAAAGACACUUCUUAAACCCUAGCGUAGAAUGGAUUAUUUACAUGGAUCUAUCCAGAAUAUUUUUUGUUUUGUAUUGAUUACAAAUUUAAGCUCGAUUCCGGUAGUUCCCGACUUAUGACCACAAUAGAGACCAGAAUUUCUGUUGCUAAGCAAGGAAGUUAUUAAUUGAGUCGUGUCCAUGAUCUUGGUUGUUAAGUGAAUCAGUGCAAUUGUUAAGUGAAUCAUGCAGUUGUUAAACAAAUCCAGCUUUCCCUAUUGACUUUUCUUGUUGGAAGCCAGCUGGGAUGGUUGCACAUGGCAAUCACAUGACACCCAAAACUGGUUGCCAAGUCUCUGAAAUUUGACCACCUGACCAUGGGAUGCUGUGAAGGUUAUAAGUAGGAGGACCAGUCAUAACUCACCUUCUUCAGUGCUGCUGUAACUUUGAACAGUCACUAAACGAAUGUUUGUAGAUCAAGGAAUACUAUAUGUUGUGAUUUAGGAAGAAUUCUAUAAUAAUGAAAAUUGGGCUACAGAGCCCUUAGUACAAGAAAAGGUCAUGUAUGUAUGAUAAUUGAGUUGUGGUAGUUCUCAUGUCAUACAGAGACAUUCCAGAUGUCAGACAGAACACUUUUUUUAUAUUAAGAUUCAAUACAGCUGCAGAGAUAAUACAUCUGACAAUAACAAUUAUCAAGUCAGGCUUUUGGGGUGAUUUCUGACCAAAGUAAAGUAGUAAGAGCCAAGAAAAUGAUUUUGCUGAAUACCAUGAGCAGUAUUUUUCCUGGUCAGCAAUGUUAUAUAAAUAUGAAAUAAUAUUGCACUACAUUACUGAUUUUAUUUUUUGAUAAAAACUUGGUUGUGUUGGGAUGCCUACUGCAGGUCACUUAUUCUAGCUAAGCAGCAUUUGCCAUGUGAACACUUAACUCAUUAGAUCAUAGUUAGCUUUUCUAGUAUUUACUUCAGAUUGUAAGUUUACUGAUUCAAAAUUCACUAAAUACAGUUGGAAUGGCUUUUGGACAAACCGCUACAGGAUUGCACUGUUAAGAUAGUUUUUACUGCUGAGCUUUUCCUAACAUUUAAAC